AUGAUUCGUUCGAUUCAACUGAAUGCUGACGCAAGCGCGAUUCGACGAGAGAUGUCGCAAGCUGAAAGUAGCCAUCAACAACACCAUUACAAUCAGCGUCAUCAUCAUCGUCAUCAUCCUGCAUCUGACGACAGCAAUACAUCAGAUCUGAUUAGGCGGCGGUUGAAUAGUGCUAAUGACGAGACGAUGAUACAACAAAAGUUAACACCAAACGAUUGCAAUGUUCGUUGCAAUGAUUCCACCGGCUUAUGGCGAAUGAACUUCUUAUGGAUUUUCUCAUCACUUUCUUUUUCAUUGCCAUCGUCUCCAAUGCACAAAUAUUCGAGAAUCUUAUACGAUUAUUAUGAAUCAUUAGCGCGUUUAUACGAUCUCAUUUGGAGUUAUGUACCACCGAAGCUGUAUUUGUAUUGUUGUUAUUUGACAUAUCUCUUCUGGUUCAUGGUCGGCAUAUUGGUGCUACGAAAAACGCAAAAUGCUAUUGCGGCUGUACGCUACGUGAAAGUGCAUGGCAUGGAAGUUUCUGAAGCGGCCAUCGAACACUCCAGUGAAUUCAAGCGUUUACUCUGGACAUUAGAUCAUGAAUUCAGUCGACCACCAGCUAUAUUCUUCUUAAAUCAGUACGCACUCAACAUGACGUUCAACUUUCUGUGUAAUACCAACGAUUUGAAUGGUGUUCACGAUCGACUCAUUUUCAUCACUCUCGACUCAACUGCUCGUGACGUUCUCAAGGAGUAUUGGCCAAACGUACGACAACUUUAUUGGCCGACGCCAAGUUUAUAUAGGCCAUUCAGCUUCGCUGAAGGCGCUUAUCAAACGUUGUAUUUACUACGUGCAAAUCUUGCGGUGUGCUUGUUGAAGCACGGUAAAUCAUUUUGGAUGAUGCAGCAAGAUACGUUCUGGCGUCGAAAUGUGUUCGAUUUGAAGUAUGAAGAAAAUUUUCAAUACGACGCUAUUUUCGAUCAAAUUGGCGAUGGUCAAAAUUCACAACGUGCCGAAUGGGUGAAUGGUGCAAAUUUCUUCGUACAUGCAAAUAACCAUACGUUACGAUUCUUCGAAGCAGUUGCUAGAAAGUUAGCACAUUGGUACACACCAGAUAUGGGUAUUAUGAUACAUCAGUGUCACACGUGGACUAAACCAAAAUGUGGUUAUAUUCCGCACAAGAUCGCACAUUCAUGGGAAUGGAUGUAUACGGAUCAAAAAAAUCCACCUUAUAUAAUGCAACUGGACUGUGAAACUGACGGUGGCUCUAAGCUAAUGCAGUUGGCACGAUUCGGAUUCUACUUCAUGAAUAAGAACAAUUCGCGUAUAUGUAAUCAGACAGCUGUUGACGUUGCACGGAAACGUAUGGAGUCGGGUCAAAUCGAAGCACCACGUGCACGUCUCAGUUGGGGUCGUUUUCAGUUCAAGGUUUAUUGGUGGAUUGUUGAUUACAUGCUAUGGACACCCGUUAUUGGACCGUUGAUGAAGCCAUACUUACCGUUGGUUGGCUUUUGUAUUAUGAUCACCAUCUAG
Messenger RNA from Anisakis simplex (herring worm), 1512 nucleotides. The record is from the annotation of a GenBank genome assembly. Lineage: Eukaryota; Metazoa; Nematoda; Chromadorea; Rhabditida; Anisakidae.